This is a messenger RNA of Venturia canescens, 1936 nucleotides long. Its product is annotated as lipid droplet-regulating VLDL assembly factor AUP1-like. Bases 218 to 1396 code for a protein of 392 amino acids. The transcript has 3 exons. Gene Ontology annotation, molecular function: ubiquitin binding. The record is from RefSeq and is a predicted model, not a curated record. Lineage: Eukaryota; Metazoa; Arthropoda; Insecta; Hymenoptera; Ichneumonidae. Gene Ontology annotation, cellular component: endoplasmic reticulum membrane.
CCAAGUGCAGGAAAAAAAACAUUCGAAAGGAUUUUUUUUUUAUUCAGGGGGUAGUGGGGAUGUACUCGAGCUGGACUGGAGAGUUGGUGACGAGAUAUGUUGAGCAUGAAAAGUAAACGGUCGUAAAAAAAAAAUAUUGCCAAAAGUGCUUGCUGCAAAGAGGAGUCUCGGGGAGGUUUUUUUUCAGUUUUGAUUAAAUGUGAUUUGUCAGUGAGAAAUGUCAGAGAUUGAUAUUAAGGAUAUAUUCGACACAAACAGAGUAUCCGGCGGAUGGAGGAUUCUCUGUUUGAUUUUGUAUGCUCCAUUGGGUCUUGCAUUGUUUUUUGCUCGUUUGGCCAUCGGAUUUAAUCUCUGGGUCUUGGGUAUUCUAUUACCUGACAGAGAGUCAACUAGACAAUUCCUUCAUUAUGGAUUUAGCUUGUGCCUUGGAAUCUUGGUUAACGUGAAUCCAGAGCCCGAACCAAGAGACAAAAGAUCACGUAUAAUAAUUGCAAACAGUAUUUCGGCUCUGGAUCAUUUUGCUUUGUACAAAGCGACAGGUGCUUUUACACCAAGCUUAUGGGAAUUGCCAGUCACUCUGAGUCAUUCCCUGGGACUGCACAAAAUGGAUAUGAGCGGCAAAGAUGUUCUUAUCAGAAAUAUACAGCAAUUCAUAUUGGCAUCAAGCUCCAAUGUCAUAGCCAUACAGCCCGAAUUCAGCGCAACAAACAGUCGUGUUGCUCUUCUAAAAUUCAAUUCCUGGCCCUUCAGCAUUGAGUCAUCCGUACAACCGGUGGUUUUAGAAGCUCGAAGACCACAUAUUCUGGGAGCUAAUCUAACAUCUGUCUCGUCAACGUGGUGGACUGAUAUUUUUUGGUUCAUGUUCGUUCCAUACACGAUAUUCACACUGAGAUACUUAAAAGUCAAAAGCAAUAACGAUCAUGAAGUUCUGGCUCGUGAAGUUGAGCGUGACAUUGCAGAAGUUCUUGGUAUCAGAACGAGCAACUAUACCGUUACUGACAAAUUUGAAUACGAAAAGCGUUAUAUUAUCGAAACUACACAGAGCAGAUUACGCCCGAGACGAUCGACCAAUCACGCUGCCGUUACUAUUGAAAUGCAAAGUAUGGUCCGACAAGUUCGAGAUGUUCUUCCAUUUGUACCUGGCUACGUUAUUCAACGAGACUUGUUGAAAACCGGCAACGUUGACAUAACUGUUGCAAAUUUACUGGACGGAAUUGUCACGUACACACCCGAGCAAAGAAGUUCGGGCAGUGGUGGAUCGAGUACAUUGGAAAAUGUGCAGUCUUCGAACGAGGAAAAUAUACGGGAGAAUCUUUCGUUUGAGGAAAGAAAGGCAAAGAUGAUUGCAACUGCGAGGGAAAAAUAUAUGAAGAAACACGGAAUAACUGAUUGCUGACACGUUUUUAUUUUCUUUUCAUUUUGCACACUGUACGUUGAAAAAAUGAAAUUAAGGCCCAAAUACAAGGAAAAAUAUUACGUACAUAUAUAUGUGAAUAUUUAAAUUGACACAUGUAUAUUUGCAUAUAUUGUUCGGUUCAUUGAAAUCAAUGUGAUUUUACGAUCAAAUAUCGUCUGGUAUUCUCGGUCCUUGAACCCAAUUAUUAAGUUACUUAUCAACCCCUGCUCUACCUACUCCUUUUCGCUGAUGUAGCUUUCAGUGCCAAUUUAUUAUCUCAAAGUGUAUAGCAAAUACUCGAAUUAAAUUUUCAUUGAAAAUCACUUAUUUUACGGAUUUCUCGUAGCACAAAGUCAAAUCAUGUAUUCUUUUCUCAUUAGCUUUUCGAGCACUGUGUCACGUGUUCGCUCCCAUAAACCUAGCUCGAUAAGAGCCAAAAAAUUUACUUAUAUACUUGAAUAUAUAGAUACAUAUAUAUUCGAUAAUCAAAUUCCUGUUUAUUAUUUACAAUCUGCGUUAAAUAAAGUUAAAUGAAAUACA